UGCAGGUCUACAUCGGGGGACUCUGUGCAGCUGGUGGAGCAGUCCCUAGACACCAACCUGCUAAACAAUGCUGUGCGACUGCGACUGACUCACUGCAGCGUCCUUCCUGGGGGGAUCCACGUCCAGGAGACUCUUAACAACGUGGUCAUCCUCAUAUCGACCAAUCAGAGCGUCCACAGGCUGCUGCUGCCCCACCCCUCCCGCAUGUACCGCAGCGAUCUGGUGACAGAGCUGCACAUGCAGUCCAUCUUUACCGACGUGGUGAAGAUGAGUCUGCAGGACGUCGCCCACAGCGCCAUCAUCCCCGGCGCUCUGAGCCCCAGCACCGGCACCGCCUGGCUCAGUCAGUCUGGGGAGGCCCACUAUGCCCUGGCUGCACCGGCCGGGGGCAUCGUGGUGGUCACUCUGCCGCCGCUCGGCACGCCAGGCGGCGUGUCGGUGCUGGAGCUGAAGAGGAGCUCCAUGAUGCAGCGAUUCUCCGGCUGGAUGCCGACAGCGAUCCGUGGAGACCAGAGUCCUUGUGACCGGGCUCUGAGUCUGGUCGUCAGGGAGCUACAGGACGACUGCUUCAUCUUCGCCCUGUGCCAGGACCACAAGCUUCGCAUGUGGUCUUUCACGGACCAGGCGUGUGUGCUGGAGGCAGACAUGCUGGACUACAUGCCGGCCUGUAAAGGCGUGAAGCGUAACCCCGGUAAUUGUCAUCGCUUGCGACUGGCGUUCACCCCCAACACGGGUCUGUGUCUCUGCGUCUACCUCGCCGUCCCUCGGAGAGGACAGUUCAUCGUCCUUCAGCUGGUCGCCGCAGGCAACCAGCGCUACAGUUUAGAGCACAUCUCCUCCCUCUUCACCACACAGGAGACGCUGGUGGACUUCUCUCUGACCCCGACGGACAUCUGGGGCGUCUGGGUGGAUGAAUCCAACGCCUCUGUGGUCAAGUACAUCAACUUUGAGCAUAACUCGGCGGGUCAGUGGAAUCAGGUGUUUGUUCAGCCUCCGCCUGAAGAAGAAGUUCACAUCGGAGCAGACCAGGACCCCAGAGAAACCUACCUGGACGUUCUAUUCUCUCCGCUUCGCUUCACAGCUUCAGCCAUCGUCAAAGCUCUACAGAUCUUCCGUCGAGGCUCGGAGAGGAUCUCUGAUCUGUCCUGGGACACUCUGAAGAAGGAGGUGACGGUUGCCGUGGAGACCGAGCUGCAGAGCAGUGUGACGGAGUUUGAGUUUUCUCAGGAGGAUUACCGACAGCUGCAGGUGGAGUUCUGGUCCCGGUUCUACGCCUGCUGUCUGCAGUACCAGGAGUCUCUGUCAGAACCGCUGGGUCUCACAGUGAGCCCGAACACACACAUGGCCUGUCUCCUGAAGAAGGGCUUUGUGUCAUUCCUUCUUCCUUGUUUUGCUGUGGAUCACCUGUACCUGUCCUACGAUGAGCACCUGUUCUCAGAGGAGGAGACGCCGCUCGCCGAAGGUAACCUGACCUUUAACCUCCGCCCAUUUGGAGUCCGGGAGAUGGUCUGGACCAGGUCAGGGGAUGGUCUGGACCGGUACUGUAGUCUGGGCGUGGCGGUGGCGUCUUCGUCCUCGCUGCCCGUCAGUCUCAACAGGAAGUCCUCCUUCUCCACCUCGGUAACACUGACCCAGCAUGAAGCGACACGAGCCGGUGUUCACCUGACACCACGGACCAAUCAGACGCACGUACUCCUGCAUGGGGGGGGGAACAGUGUGCAUGAGCUCUCCUCCAAUCAGAGGAGGCCCCGCCUCCAAUCAGACAAGAUAGAGGUAAUGAGGGUGAAACCCACCUGCAGCUGUGUGUACUGGCAGUUGGCCAUCAGACACUCAGGGAACUGGAAACCAUGCUGGACCACGUACGAGCGUCCAGGAGCGUCUCCAAAGAGGAACUCAGACGGAGAGUUUUCUUCUGAACCAGUGAAGCGUCAGGUGGACAUCCUGGAACUUAAGGACCUGGAGAAGGAGUACAUCCUGUCCCGCAGCCGCCUCACGCUCGCCCAGCACCACCCGCCGUCUGCCGCCAUCGCCGGUAGUGCGUCCCCGGUGGAGAUGGUGUCCCUAUUGGUCCAAACUGGACUGUUUGACUCAGCUCUGUCAGUCUGUCAGACCUUCGACCUGAGCCUGACUCCAGUCUUCGAGGGACUCACCUUCAAGUGCAUUAAGCUCCAGUUCGGGGGGGAGGAGACUCAGAAUGAAGCCUGGAGCUGGUUGGCUGCCAAUCAGCUGUCGUCUGUCGUCAACACCAAGGAGUCCAGUGCAACAGACGAGGCGUGGCGUCUCCUGUCCUCCUACCUUGACCUCCAUCCGUCCUCUAACGGGCAGCAUCAUCGCUGCGUCAUCAACAAGCUGCUGUCUCAUGCUGUGCCGCUCCCCGAUUGGCUCGUCUCUUCUUAUAAGGGCGUGGACGCUGCAACCCUGCUGCGUCUCUACCUGAACUUUGACCUCCUGGACGCUGCAGCUGAGCUGGUGCUGGAGUACAUCGACGCGCUGCUGGGACGGGGACACCAGUACUUUGGGAUAGAGAGACCUCUGUCUGCGACCUCCUCCUCCGUGUGGCUGCCCUACACCUCCAUCGAUCAGCUGUUACGUUCUCUGAACGAGACGCAGACCAGCAGCAACAUUUAUAAUAAAGUUCGGGACAAACUGGCCGAUUAUCAUCGUCUGGUGGAGCAGACGACCAAGCGGAGACUCGCCACCCGCUGAUCCCUCGGCCAAUCAGAGCCCUGAUGAUGUAAUGAA
Messenger RNA from Etheostoma cragini (Arkansas darter), 2742 nucleotides. RefSeq names its product nuclear pore complex protein Nup160-like. Gene Ontology annotation, cellular component: nuclear pore. Gene Ontology annotation, molecular function: structural constituent of nuclear pore. The record is from RefSeq and is a predicted model, not a curated record. The annotation marks the transcript as partial. Lineage: Eukaryota; Metazoa; Chordata; Actinopteri; Perciformes; Percidae. The transcript is spliced from 22 exons.